Messenger RNA from Daldinia caldariorum, 1296 nucleotides. RefSeq names its product carbohydrate esterase family 15 protein. Lineage: Eukaryota; Fungi; Ascomycota; Sordariomycetes; Xylariales; Hypoxylaceae. The coding region runs from base 1 to 1296 and encodes 431 amino acids. The transcript has 4 exons. The record is from RefSeq and is a predicted model, not a curated record.
AUGCCCUCCCGCAAGCGCGCAGCCGUCAUUGGUGCAAUCGCUCUCCCAUGGCUCGUAGCGGCGAUCCCAGCAGCACCAGCUCCAGCUGCAGCGCUGACGGCAGCAGCCGAAUGCGCGCCGCUCCCGUCGGCAGGUAAGUAUCCCACGUGGGACAAGCUCCCGAAGCAGACCACGCUACCGGACCCGUGGCUACCGCUCGCCUACACGACGACCGAUAGCGAGGGCGGAAGCUCGCCGUCUUUCGCCUCCGACGUGAUGACCGGCAAGGGAAAGAACCGCAUCCAGACGCCCGAGGAAUGGUACCGAUGCAGACAGCCCGAGAUCCUGCAAAUGUUACAGGAAUACCAAUACGGCUACUACCCCGACCACUCGAAAGAAACGGUCAAAGCGACGCGCAGCGGCAACACGGUGAACAUCGAAGUGACGGCGGGCGGCAAGACCGGCAAGUUCAGCGCGACCCUGGCGCUCCCGCCGUCGUCGUCGCCGGCUAAGCCCGCGCCCGUCGUCAUCAACAUCGGCGGCAUGACCAACCAGCCGUACCUGCAGGCGGGCAUCGCCGUCGUCGGCUUCGACUACUCGCGCGUCGCCGCCGACAGCAACGCCAAGACGGGCGCGUUCUGGGAUAUCUACAACGGGAGGGAUAUCGGCGUCCUCACAGCAUGGGCAUGGGGCUUCCACCGGGUCCUCGACGCGCUCAACGCGACGGUGGCGGAAAUCGACAGCUCCCGGGUGGGGGUGACGGGGUGCUCGCGGCUGGGCAAAGCGGCGCUAGCAGCGGGGCUGCUGGACGCGCGCAUCACGUUGACGAUGCCGAUGAGCAGCGGCGUGCAGGGGCUGGGCCCGUACCGGUACCACGGGCUGAGCGGGCAGGACGAGACGCUGGAGAACAGCAAGAGCGGCGCCGGCUGGUGGACCGACAAGGCCCUCGGCACCUUCGUCGGCCACGCCGAGAACCUGCCCUACGACGCCCACACCAUCGCCGCCGCCAUCGCCCCCCGCGCCCUCGUCAUCGACCAGGGCACCGGCGACCAGUUCACCAACUCCAAGGGCACCUCCGUCGUCGUGUACCCCGCCGCGAAGCUCGUGUACAGCUGGCUCGGCGUGCCGGACCAGAUCGCCAUGUCGGUUCGUGGAGGCGGGCAUUGCGAUAUGAGCGGGUUUAACAGCGUUCUGCCCUUCGUCACCAAAAUCCUCCAAAACCAGACCAUCACCAAGGACUACGAUGACCUCGGCAGCUACGGCUCUCCAAUGUCGACAACUUAUCCCUGGGCGACGGCAGUACCCAAAGCGGCCUAG